AUGGCUGAACUCGAAGCAUGGGUUCCCAAUAUCUCGCAAUCCGUUCUCGACCGAUUCUCCGACGAAGAGAUGCUUGUGCUUAUAUCACAAGCUAAAAUCCAUCGUACAGCCGCGAUUCUGAUUCUGCACAGACUACAAUAUCCAUUCGGGGAACGAGACGCUGAAGCGGUAUCAUUUGCCACAUCGAUUGUCGCAGACAUAACUCAUUGCCUAGAGACGGCCGGGUAUCAUCCACCGAACAUCACCCUGGCUAUAUUGGUGGCAGGAGCAGAGAUAGCAAAUGUGGCUGGCAGGAACUCAGUGCUCUCUUUGGUUUCAAGGAUCCGUGGGGCGGCUUUCUACCCCUUUGUAGCCAACUUGCGCAUGUUUCUCGCCCGGGUCUGGGCUGACAGAGACCAGGGAACAGCUCGGUAUCUGUUCCGUAUCUUUGAGGACAGACCUAGUCUUAGUGUCCCGCUUUGA
Penicillium samsonianum is the source of this 462-nucleotide messenger RNA. RefSeq lists its product as uncharacterized. The transcript has a single exon. Lineage: Eukaryota; Fungi; Ascomycota; Eurotiomycetes; Eurotiales; Aspergillaceae. The coding region runs from base 1 to 462 and encodes 153 amino acids. The record is from RefSeq and is a predicted model, not a curated record.